AUGGAAUCCAGAAAGCGUCCUCAUACGGACGAUGGGGACGUCUCCGUUGCAAAGAAACGAGUUCUCACAGGUUCAAAUGGCACACCACAUGUCAAUGGCCCCAACGACCAAACCGAGGAUGAACAGGUUUUUCAGGCUGGCCUUGAGAACUUUCGAAAGGAGGCUAUUUAUCGGAGAAUGAAGCACUACAGUCGCGAGAAUGAGCGUAAUUUAGCAAGAAUUGAAGAUCUCGAACGUCGGAAAGAGACAUGCGAAGCUGGUUUGGCGGCAAUGUCUGCAUGCUGGGCACAGCUCAUUGAAACGAUUCGACUGCUCAUUCAUACGGAUAAUCUUCCAGAGAAUCAUAUCAAGGGCAAAGACAUCUUCGACUUGAGUUCGCGUCUGCAGGAGGAGACCACACCCGCUCUGAAGUCAGCUAUUGGUGAAGCGGCAAAAGCGACUGAGGCAUUAGUAGCCAAGUUUGCGACCCUAGCAGCAGAACAAAAGCCCGAAAUUUUGCGGAACGACACAUUCCAAGAAUGUCAAAGGGCGCAAACCGAGUGUGCUGCCCUUCAGUCAGACCUCCAACUAACGCGACAACAGCUCCAAGAUUGUAUAAACGAACGGGACAAGUACCACAACGAACUCAUUGCGACCCAGAAUCGUAUAGAGCGGUCACAAAGUCGGACAGUACUCGCUGUCGAAUCCCGGCAACCAUCAAGUACAGCGAACAGCGUGAACGGUGAUGCAGAGGAUACACAGCGCAAGCCGUCCUCUCCUUCAGAAUCGCCGAAGCCGUCUUCGAAUGCACCCGAGAAUGCAAUGGCUACCGACGCACCGCCUGAACUCUUGCAGCUUAGAGAAAAUAAGAUUGUGGAAUUGGAGAAGGAGGUCGCAUCUCUGAAAGCUCGAGCCAUGGUCAAGGAAGCCGAGUACUCAGCAGUGCCAAUGAAGGCUCUUGAAGAGAAUGUCGUGUAUCGCGCUUUGGUGGAGCGGUGUAACGAUUAUAAACAACAGGCGACCAACUUGCAAGAAGAGCUCAGCCAUGUCAGGGAAGAGAACCAUAACCUCAAGGCAAUGAGAGCCGACUGGGAAAGCAAGAUUCUGGGACAUUUGAAGGCCCACAACGAGGAGCUCAAGAGCACAAUUGCGAAACGCGAUGCCGAGAAUACGCGACUGCGAGAGCAGCGAGACCAGCAGCAAGCGGAGCUGAACGAACGCAAGCACAAGGACGGUGUCAAAAUAAACCAGAUAAAUGAGCUCAAAAACCUGGUCGAGCAGCGUAAAGGUCAGAUUUGUAUCCUGCAGUCUGAGAUUCGACGGUGCAAAGCUCGGUUAGCUGCGAAUGAGAGGCAGGAGGACUUAAUGAAAUUCUUCCUGGGCGCCAAGGAUGACCCUGGCGUUGUGGACUAUGUGAAGUCACUCGAGCAAGAGAAAAAGGAACUUUCAGCUCGCGCAGAUGCUCUGAAUGACGCUCUCAGCCGCUGCAGCGAAACCAAUCCAGACGUCGCCACGCAUAUCAAUGCGCACGCCGAAGCGGAGGAGAAGCUGAAGCAGGUUACUUCAGAGUUGACCAAGUUCAAGCAGGUUUUCGGCGAUCUCCAGAGUCUUCCUCCAGAUACCGCCGAACUGGCUGCCCGUCUGCAGACUCAAUCCGAAGAAAUAGAGCGGCUACGGCUUCUGAAUAAGCAAUAUGAACAGUCGGAAGCCGGUCUGUACGAGGAGAUUGAGAAGUUGUCUACGGCUUGGGAGAGCUUCGAUAAGCAGCUAAGCAACAAAGUCUUCGACCUCGCCAACAUGGAGGAACGACUGCAGAAGAGCGUUGUCGAGAAAGCCAAGUCGGACAACAAGUACUUCUCAGCAAUGCGCGAGAAAGAGGCUAUUGACAUGGAGCGCAAGAACCUUCAGCGUGUGUUGGAGAAGCAGGGCAAGGCGUUGGACCGCUUCGCCGAAGUCGACAAGAGCGUCAAAGCCAUGCAGGAUGGUCUGCAGAAGUCACUGGCAACCGCCGAGAAGGCUAAGGAUGCCUGUGAAGCCCAUAAUCGCGAAUUGCAAGCCCAACUUGCCCAUGCGAAGACGUGUUUGCAAUUGGAGAAGGCAUCGUUGACCACUCUGUCGACGUUAAUUGCGAAUCGGGAUCGAGAAUGGCAGGUGGCGGCGGAACGAAUGAGGCGGGCUGAGGAUGACUAUUAUAGGGCGAAGAAGCAGGCACAGCAGGAGAUACAGCGUAUGAAGGAGGAAGCGGCGGCUCGUGUUGUUCAUAAGCAUGGAAGUGGGUCGAAGGAUGAUGCAGAGUAUCAACACCUUCGCUCCUUGCUUCUCUGCUCAACGUGCGGUACCAAUUUCCGAUCCGUUAUCAUCACGAAGUGCAUGCACAGUUCGUCAUACUUGUUCUUCUUCGAUGCGGCCUCCAGCUGA
This is a messenger RNA of Coprinopsis cinerea okayama7#130, 2397 nucleotides long. RefSeq lists its product as hypothetical. Gene Ontology annotation, molecular function: ubiquitin protein ligase activity. The transcript is spliced from 14 exons. Gene Ontology annotation, cellular component: nucleus; HULC complex. NCBI's taxonomy places the organism in Eukaryota, Fungi, Basidiomycota, Agaricomycetes, Agaricales, Psathyrellaceae. Bases 1 to 2397 code for a protein of 798 amino acids. The record is from RefSeq and is a predicted model, not a curated record.